ACGCUGUACAGUGGAGAAGAGGUGAUAGCCAGACGUGGUAAUCGCCAUUUCGUUGCGGCGUGUUUGCAAAUACUGCAUUGUAUACCGUUGCCACAAUGCUGAGCGUCAGUGUGUUUUUAGGGAGUGCAGCUUUCUUUGCGGUAAUUAUGUACAUACUGCAACGCUGGAGCAAAUCGCAUCCGGGUCAUGCCAUCAGACGGCCGGGAAGAACAGGAGUAUUGCCGCCGCAGCCAGCGGGAUGGCCGCUAUUGGGUCAUCUGAUGCUGCUUCUGAAAGGUCACCGACACCGACGCAUACAAAGCGUUGGCCGGGAGAUGGGCGGGUGUAUGACCCUUAAACUCGGGCCCAGGAAAUCGGUAUGGAUUACAUCGUACGGGUACUUUCGAGAUGCAGUGAUCAACCAUGCCUGGGAGUUUGCCGGUCGACCACCGGAGGUGACUAACUCGGACUUCAGCAGUGAACACGGAAUCGCGGCCAGCGGCGUUAGUGAGCCGGAGCGGGAAAUCCGGAAAUUCACACUGAUCAGCCUGCGCAGCUUCGGAUUCGGCAAAUCCACAAUGCAGGACACGAUGCUGCAUGAGGUUAACGAGUUGGUCAAGACCUUUCGGCAGCACUGCCCCACCCACGACCGGCCGCUUCCGUUACCUUUCAAUCCUCGCAACAGUCUGGCUAACGCCGCCGCCAACGUCAUCUCUUCGGUACUGAUGGGAAAAAGAUUUCAGCCGGACGACCCCAACUUCAUCCGGUUGAGCGACGACCUAACGGAAGCCAUAAAAAAGGUGAUGAUAUCACAGCAGGCGCGUUCGUUUCCCCUUCUACGGCUGCUCUUCCUCAACCGGGGCAUCAAAUCCGCGCAUGAUGCAUUUCGCCGCGCCCAUGACUUUGUCACUGAAAUCGUGCAGGAACAUGUGCACCAGAACCAGCCGCGGAUGCCACGGGAUUUUGCCGAUGACUGGCUGGACAAGGCGGCCGACGAAGCAGCCAAGGGGAAAACGACCUUUGCUGUCGAACAUCUGCCGGCUAAAUUAUUGGACCUGUUUAUCGGCGGCUUCGAGACCACCGCGACCGCCAUUCAGUGGAUCUUGCUCAUGCUGCUGCACCAUCCACACGUUCAGAUCAAUGUACACGACGAGAUAGACCGCGUCAUCGGACCAUGCUGCGACGGCCAACAGAUCACUCUGGAGCACCGCGAGCAUUUGGUAUAUACCGAAGCAGUCAUUUUGGAAACGCUGCGCAAGUACCCAUUAGCACCUUAUGCAGUGCCACACAUGUGCGUCAAGGAGACACAACUGGGUGAUUACAUUAUUCCCGAAGGCACGCAGGUAAUGCUGCAUCUGUACUCUAUCCUCCACGAUCCGCAAAUUUUCCCUGAGCCAGAGAAUUUCCGUCCCGAACGCUUCAUCAGCCCCGAGGGUCGACUAAGCAUACCGGAACAGUUCGUGCCCUUUUCGGCCGGCCGGCGUGCCUGCAUCGGCGAACAGCUGGCCCGCAAGGAGCUCUUUGUCUUCUUUGCCAACAUUAUGCACAGUUUCACGGUAUCUGCACGUGAUCCCGCUCAGCUGCCUUCGCUGAACGAGAACGAGGGCUCGGUCAUGUAUCCAGAUCCAUAUGAAAUCAUCUUGCAUGAACGCUGAUUUCUUCGCUGAUCUUGAAUCACAAUCACGAGUGGCAAACAACAAUUUACGAGUUGUUCCUCCAAAAUAACGGAAGACUGUCCGAACACCACAUUGGUGUCGCAGGCUAUUGAGAAAGAUUGCAUUCUGUGUAUUUUCGACCGAAUGUUAUCCAGCCUUUUUCAGUUUUUCAGGGCAUCUUAUUUUACUGUAUUAUCUAUGUAGAAUACUGAAGGACAUAAUCGUUUUUAUUACGCCAUGGGCCCCAUUACUUCAGUUCUGAUAGAACACCAGUCAUGAUAUGAAACAAAUGAGCCUGAAUUCGUAUCCUGAUGAAACGAUUUCAAUCCGUG
This is a messenger RNA of Paramacrobiotus metropolitanus, 1966 nucleotides long. Its product is annotated as cytochrome P450 2C42-like. Gene Ontology annotation, cellular component: intracellular membrane-bounded organelle; cytoplasm. Gene Ontology annotation, molecular function: oxidoreductase activity, acting on paired donors, with incorporation or reduction of molecular oxygen, reduced flavin or flavoprotein as one donor, and incorporation of one atom of oxygen; heme binding; iron ion binding. Bases 96 to 1634 code for a protein of 512 amino acids. The transcript is spliced from 5 exons. NCBI's taxonomy places the organism in Eukaryota, Metazoa, Tardigrada, Eutardigrada, Parachela, Macrobiotidae. The record is from RefSeq and is a predicted model, not a curated record. Gene Ontology annotation, biological process: xenobiotic metabolic process.